This is a messenger RNA of Cyprinodon tularosa, 692 nucleotides long. RefSeq names its product galectin-1-like. Gene Ontology annotation, molecular function: carbohydrate binding. NCBI's taxonomy places the organism in Eukaryota, Metazoa, Chordata, Actinopteri, Cyprinodontiformes, Cyprinodontidae. Bases 222 to 623 code for a protein of 133 amino acids. The record is from RefSeq and is a predicted model, not a curated record. The transcript has 5 exons.
CAUUGGUGACGCUCUGCCGCAUGCUUUCUAUCUCCCUCAUCUCUUUCAAAGAGCUGAACCAGCAGUUAAACAUCUUCUCUUCUUUUCUAUCGAAAGCUGGACUCUGGAUCUCUGCAGGAAUUUUUAUUCUUUAAAUCAAUCAGGACAGAAAAGAGACAGACUUGAUAUAAGGACCAUCUUCUUGCUCCUAUCUCAACUAUUUAGCAGGACUUGGUUUCAGUAUGGAACUUGAACUGAAGAAUGUGAACUUGAGACCUGGAGACAAGUUGAAAGUAAAAGGGGAAAUUUUGCAUGACGCUGAGAGGUUCCAGAUUGACCUUGGUUUGGACUCAGAGGACCUGGCGCUGCACUUUAACCCUCGUUUCCAUGAUGAUGCUGAUGGAGCCGUCUUAGUGUGCAACUCAAAGACAGCGGGUUGCUGGGGCGAUGAAAAGAGGGAAAUUCACAACCCUCUGCUGAGAGGCAGUGAAGUGAAGAUUGUGUUGAAACUCUCUGAAGAUGUGUUUGAGGUGGAGCUCCCUGAUGGACAAGAGAUGCAGUUUCCUAAUCGUGCAGACAUGGAUGUCAUCACCUACAUCCGAGUUGCAGGGGAUUUCAAACUCACAAGCUUUAAGAUCUGCUGAAGCUUGUAACAUAAAUGCAUGAAGAUCUAAAUACCAGAAUCAAAUAAACCAAUGCUGUUAGAUACACAC